UUCUUAACUAAAAAACACUGUUGUGUGUUAACACACACACACACACACACAGACUCACACUUUUGCAGUCUUUCCUGCAAUUCUCCAAUCUCAACAAGAAGCUUUUUCAAUUAUAUAAACAUAUGCGUUUCUUUACAUAUAAUGCAGAGUUAUUAACUUUAUAUGUACAAACUCCAUCUGGGUCUUUUCUGUUCUUGUCGUUUUAUCCACUGGAUCAAAGGUUCCGGUCUAUCAUGUGAAAUUUUACAUACCUAGCAGUUUAUGCUCUCUGAAGAACCUUCUGCAAUUUGGAUGUAAACUAGAAAGGAACUGUAGAGAGAGCUAAGAUGUCGACCGAAAGGGGCACUCAUUGGUGUUAUAGUUGUAGAGAACCUGUGACUCUUCAGAGGCAAAAUGCCGUGUGCUCCAACUGCGAAGGAGGUUUUGUUCAGGAGCUCGACGAUGCAGUCAACGUGAGUACCGAAGAACACAACCGAAGGCCCAGGUUUAUGGAAGCUGUUACAAAUUUUCUUAGACAACAAAUGGCUCUAAGAAGCAACAUAUCUGAUGCCAGAAGGAUAUCUGAGCAGGAUCCUCUGCAUGGCAAUUCGUGGAAUUCAUACCUCAUUUUUAGUGGAGAUACGCCAGUGAGGAUGUCUGGUGGCGGUGGGAUCUUUGAGUUUCUCAAUGAAACUCUUGGAUUUAGACGAGACUCUGGCGGUGAUUACUUUAUAGGACCAGGAGUGGAAGAAUUUCUUGAACAUGUCACCCGGGACGAUCCGCGUGUGCCUCCCCCAGCUUCAAGAUCCUCAAUUGAUGCCUUACCAACAAUCAAGAUUUCAAAGAAGCAUGUUCGUGCUGAUUCAAUGUGUGCUGUUUGUAAAGAAAACUUUGAGUUGGGCUCUAAAGUGAGAAAACUGCCAUGCAAGCAUUUAUAUCACUCAGAUUGUAUUGUGCCAUGGCUAGAACAACACAGUUCAUGCCCUGUUUGUCGCCAGGAGCUAACUAGUCAGCCAUCAAAUAAUAACUGCAAUACUCAGAACAUAAGGGAGCAAAAUAGGAGCAGGAGCAGGAGAUGGAGGGGUAGUAGAGAAGAAACAGCUGAGAAUCAGGGAAGGCGGAGGCGGUGGUCUUUCUUGUGGCCUUUCCGUUCGUCUCGUUCCAACUCCAACCAUAAUGAGACAGUUGAGCCGAGUUCAGUUCCCUACCAUCAAGAUCAGCAGUACACAGAGUACUCAUAUUGGCCUUUUGAAUAUUAAGCUCUCCCAAUCUCAAUUGACCCUUUUAUCCUUUCAAAUUCUUUGUGAUCCUAAUGUUUAUCCUCUAGCAAGCAAAUAAAAACAUGUUGCAGACAAGUGUUUGGCCAUGGGUUCUGCUGACUGAAACUUAUUUUAUAGUGGUCAAUGAAAAGCACGGUGUUUUGUGUGUUAUAAUCUUCAA
Messenger RNA from Sesamum indicum (sesame), 1419 nucleotides. RefSeq names its product putative E3 ubiquitin-protein ligase RHC1A. Gene Ontology annotation, molecular function: ubiquitin protein ligase activity. Gene Ontology annotation, cellular component: nucleus. The record is from RefSeq and is a predicted model, not a curated record. Lineage: Eukaryota; Viridiplantae; Streptophyta; Magnoliopsida; Lamiales; Pedaliaceae. Gene Ontology annotation, biological process: ubiquitin-dependent protein catabolic process.